ACAAUUGCAAUGUCAACACCCGUACAUUCAAUUCAAGAAGUGGAUGCUUUAGGAACGAAACGUCGAUAUCAUAAUAAGCAAAGUUUGUGCUAUAUAAUAAGGUCCGGUGUUGCGGGUGGUGUUGCUGGUUGUGUAGCCAAAACAGUAAUUGCACCACUGGAUAGGGUAAAGAUAUUGUUUCAAGCUAGUAAUCCACACUUUCAAAAAUAUGCAGGAACAUGGUCGGGCGCAUUUCAAGCAAGUAAAGAAAUUUAUACAAUUAAUGGGGUUAGGGGUUUAUUCCAAGGUAAUUCUGCUACUUUAUUGAGGAUUCUCCCUUAUGCUGCAAUUAAAUUUGUCGCAUUUGAACAAAUUCGUCAUGUAUUAAUGCCAAAUGAAGAUACAGCGUUUAGACAUUUAAUAUCUGGAUCUUUGGCUGGUAUCACUUCUGUAUUGUGUACUUAUCCUUUGGAGCUUAUACGUGUAAGGCUUGCUUUUGAAGUACGAAAUGAUUCACGUGUAAGAUAUGUUACUUUAUUUAAACAGAUUUAUCAUGAAAGUGCAGCUUCUCAUAGAAAAUUGAUUCAUUUUCCAAUUAUGAAUUUUUAUCGAGGAUUAAAUCCUACAAUAAUUGGAAUGAUUCCAUAUGCUGGAGUAUCAUUUUUUACUCAUUAUUUGUUGACUGAAUUUUGCAGAACAGAACUAGCAGAUUCAACUACUAAACCUUCUUUAGCUGCAGGAAAGUUAGAUAGCCGAGGUCAAAAUAUAAAAUCUCCAUUAAAAACAUGGGCUGAACUAACAGUGGGUGGAUUAUCAGGUGCAAUAGCACAAACUGUAUCUUAUCCUUUGGAAGUAAUUCGACGUAGGAUGCAAGUUUAUGGUGCAGUGGAUCCAACAACUUAUGUUGGAUUGUUGCAAACAAUUAGAACAAUUUGGGUAACAAAUGGAUUUAAAGGAUUCUUUGUGGGAUUGAGUAUUGGUUAUUUAAAAGUUACUCCUAUGGUAGCGGUAUCUUUUACUGUUUAUCAUAGAAUGAAAUUAUUAUUGAACAUAGAUUGAUUUAUGUAUAAUUAAAAUUAUGAUUUAGAGUUGUGCACGGAACCUUGCAUAUCUCAUCUAUUCAUCGUAUUCUAGGAGUAAAUUAAAAGAUACUGUAGAUUCCGAAAGCUCCUAAAUUUUUUGUUAUAAAUGUCCAAUCAUAAAUUUAGCAAUUAAUAAAAAAAAUAUCGGUAUUGAAAUUUAUUAUAAAUAUCAUAGAUAUUAUUAUUAAUUGAUCUAAUUCUCACGACAGAUCUAAUUAUUGUAAAACUAAAUUGACCAAUUGACCAUCAAUUUUUAAUUAAUGAAUACACACAAAAUACGCCAAAAAAAAUAAAAACUCAAUUAUAAUUAAACUUUUUCACAAGAUAAAAAUUAAUAUCUUUUGUUACAACGAGAAAUCAUGAAAAUGAUUUUUUUUUUUUU
This is a messenger RNA of Rhizophagus irregularis DAOM 181602=DAOM 197198, 1443 nucleotides long. RefSeq lists its product as uncharacterized. Gene Ontology annotation, cellular component: mitochondrial inner membrane. Gene Ontology annotation, molecular function: coenzyme A transmembrane transporter activity. The record is from RefSeq and is a predicted model, not a curated record. Gene Ontology annotation, biological process: mitochondrial coenzyme A transmembrane transport. NCBI's taxonomy places the organism in Eukaryota, Fungi, Glomeromycota, Glomeromycetes, Glomerales, Glomeraceae.